CGGUCUUGCCAAGAAGUGUCCCAGUGAUGCCAUGCAAUCUCAGUCGUUCGCUAUCCUCUCAAUGGAGUACCCAGGACUGCAAAACGGCUUCUAUAUUGAUGUUUGGCCAUUCAUGUAUCCAAUGUUUGUUUGCACCACUCCGCCACUCGCCGUGCAGGCCUGUCAAACCUACAAUCUGACGAAGCCAACCGGCCUCCUGGCAGGAUUUAUCAACCCAAUGGCGGGUGGAGAUAAUUUCUUCACGACCAAUGGUGCAGUGUGGAAGCGUGAUCGCGAUCUGUUCAACCACACUUUUAGCAUGGCAGCCGUGCUAGGGCAUGUAGACUACAUCCUAGAGGAAGCAGAGAUCUAUGUUGAAAUUCUUCGAGAGCAUGCCAAGAAGGGCGAUACAUUCUCCAUGGACGAUCUUGCUUGUAACUAUAUGAUGGAUGUAGUCGGCAAUGUUGCACUGAACACUCGCUUCAACUACCAAACCGGCCACAACCCCAUCGCCGCCGCAAUGCGCAGCACCAUUGAGCUCGAAUGCGGUCGAGAAGGAGAGAACAACCCCUUGCGACGCUGGAACAUUCACCGGCUGUACCGUCAAUGGCGGAACAGCCAGAUCAUGAACCACCACAUCGGCCUGGAACUCGAAAAGCGCUAUCAGGAAUACUUGCAACAAGCUCAAAAAACCACAACCCGUGGUAAAUCCAUCAUGGAUAUCGUGAUCGCCGAAUACAUGAAGAACCGACCCGCAAGCCAAACCCAGAUCUCAACCCUAGACCCCGAAUUCAAAUCCUGGGCCAUCAUCCAAAUUCGUCUCUUCCUCUUCGUCGGACACGACUCAACCGCCGUGACUAUUAUCUACUGCCUCUACCUCCUCUCCAAAUACCCCGACACCCUCGGCACGAUCCGCCAGGAACACGAACAAAUAUUCGGCCCCGAUACCACGACCGUCGCAACACAGAUCAGGGAACACCCCGAAAAGAUCAACCAAUUGUCCUACACCACCGCCGUCAUCAAGGAAGCACUCCGUCUCUUCCCCCCAGCGAACGGCAUCCGAUGGGGUCGUCCGGGCAUUUCCCUUACCGACACCCACAGCACCGAUGGACGGACCUUCCCUGUAGAUGACUGCCCCGUCUGGAUCGUGCAUACCGCUAUCCAACGGAACCCAGGGUACUGGCCCCAUGCGCACGAGUUCGUACCCAAUCGCUGGCUCGUUGAGCCGGGGCAUGAGCUCUAUCCGCCUACUGGUGGAUGGCGGCCCUUUGAGCGUGGUGCACGAGACUGUGUGGGGCAGAACAUGGCUAUGUUGGCUAUUAAAAUUACUCUGGCUAUGUUGGUGCGGGAGUUUGAUUUUGAUAGUCAGUAUGAGGAGUGGGAUCGUAAGAACCCGGCGGCUGGCGCGGUGCGGACUAUGUUUGGAGAGAGGGCAUAUAUGGUUGCCAAGGGCGCGGCGCAUCCGGCUCAAGGGUAUCCGUGUAAGGUGAGGUUGGCUGUGUAAGUGGUAUGAUUGUUUGACAUGAUAUGUACAUUAUAGGUGAUUAAGAUUGUGUCUGUAGACGAAUCAUUUGGUUGAAG
Messenger RNA from Aspergillus neoniger CBS 115656, 1560 nucleotides. Its product is annotated as cytochrome P450. The coding region runs from base 32 to 1483 and encodes 483 amino acids. The transcript has 2 exons. The record is from RefSeq and is a predicted model, not a curated record. Gene Ontology annotation, molecular function: heme binding; monooxygenase activity; iron ion binding. NCBI's taxonomy places the organism in Eukaryota, Fungi, Ascomycota, Eurotiomycetes, Eurotiales, Aspergillaceae.